Messenger RNA from Magnolia sinica, 1436 nucleotides. Its product is annotated as UDP-glycosyltransferase 83A1-like. Lineage: Eukaryota; Viridiplantae; Streptophyta; Magnoliopsida; Magnoliales; Magnoliaceae. Gene Ontology annotation, molecular function: UDP-glycosyltransferase activity. The record is from RefSeq and is a predicted model, not a curated record. The transcript is spliced from 2 exons. The coding region runs from base 1 to 1236 and encodes 411 amino acids.
AUGGAGAUCUCUCAUUGCUUGAUGGACCGUGGGUUCAGAAUCACGUUCGUGAACACUGAGUUCAAUCAUGCCCGCGUCGUGGCAGCACUGCCAAAGAUGGGUGUUGUGGACGGACAGAUCCGUCUGGUCGCAAUCCCAGAUGGGAUGGCACCUGAUGAUGACCGGAAUGAGGUGGGCAAGCUAUGUGAAUGUAUUUUACAUGUCAUGCCUGGUGGUUUAGAAGAGCUGAUUCGUAAGAUGAAUGAGUCAGGUCAUGAUAAGAUCACAUGCAUCAUUGCGGAUGGGACGAUGGGAUGGGCUAUGGAUGUUGCUGCUAAGAUGCGGAUCCGAGGAGCUGUGGUUUGGACUGUUCCAGUGAGCCUUUGUGCCCUAAUGUUUCACGUUCCUAAGCUGAUCGAGGAUGGAAUCCUCGACGCAGACGGAUUUCCAACGAAACAUCAAAUGAUCAAGCUCUCCCCGACCAUGCCAGAAUUCAGCACCAAUCACCUAGUGUGGAUCUGCGUCGGUGACCGUGACACACAAAAGUCCAUCUUCCGAUACUUAUUCGAAUGCAGCCGAGCUGUUAAAUUCGCCGACUGGUUUCUUUGCAACUCAUUCUACGAGAUUGAACAAUCCGCCUUUGACUUGUACCCAAACAUCCUACCAAUCGGCCCUCUUCUCGCAGGAAGACGACUUGGGCGACUCGAAGGGAACUUCUGGCCUGAAGAUUCCACUUGCCUAAGCUGGCUCGAUGAACAGCCUGCCUGCUCAGUAGUUUACAUUGCUUUUGGUAGCUUUACUAUCUUCGACCGACGUCAAUUCCACGAACUGGCACUUGGGCUCGAACUUUCCAACCGUUCGUUCCUAUGGGUCGUUCGACCAGACCUCACUGGUGCAUCAUCGGACGCUUAUCCAGAUGGCUUUGAAGCCAGAGUGGCGGGUCGUGGGCGGAUUGUUGGAUGGUCACCUCAACAAACGGUGCUGGCCCACCCUUCGAUUUCGUGCUUCUUGACCCAUUGCGGGUGGAACUCGACCAUGGAAGGGAUGAGCAAUGGAGUUCCUUUCUUGUGCUGGCCUUACUUUGCUGACCAGUUACAAAAUCAAAUAUUUAUUUCUGAUAUUUGGAAGGUUGGGUUGCAGCUGAAACACGAUUCCAGUGGGAUCAUACCCAAAGAAGAGAUUAAGGGAAAGCUGGAUGAAUUACUUGGUGAUGAGGGUAUAAGAGUGAGAUCUUUAGAGCUCAUGCAGACUGCCUGAAAGAAUGUUGCCGAAGGAGGAUCUUCGUUUAAGAAUUUCAACGAUUUCAUUGAAGCAGUCAAGCUGAAGUGUUAGGGUGAAAGAGAUGAGCCAUUCAUUAGGUGGGCGCCGCUGUGAACAGGCUAUGGUUAUAAAAUCAAGCUGGUUAACUCGUCACUGGGGCUACACAAGUAUGGGAAGACUGAAAAAAAGAUGAGAAA